Messenger RNA from Drosophila simulans, 698 nucleotides. RefSeq lists its product as uncharacterized. NCBI's taxonomy places the organism in Eukaryota, Metazoa, Arthropoda, Insecta, Diptera, Drosophilidae. Bases 489 to 698 code for a protein of 69 amino acids. The record is from RefSeq and is a predicted model, not a curated record. The transcript has a single exon.
UGCUUUUCGUUUCGUUUUUCGUGCGCUCAGUCUCUGAUAGCCAACUCUCGGGAGCAGACCGAUAAGCGCUUUUCGGGCAAUUCCGCCAAACCAAAACAACUGAAAAAUAGCCAACAGCCAAGUGAAAAGCCAAGAAAACUAAGUAGUAGCCAAAAACCCAAGGCAAACGGGCCCUCUUCUGGUGUUCCGUUUAGUUUUUUGGGCAAUUUUGAAGCAGAAUAGCCACAUUCACAAAGCGAAACGCAAAAAACAUAAAAGUCAAAACAAAUCAGUGCAGCAGCCGCCAAUUGCAUCGCAUAUUGCUCUCUGUGUUGUGUCAGUGUGUUGUGUGUAUAAGUGUACGCGUGUGUGUGUGUGUGCUGGCAAGAAAACUGAGAGAAAAGUGAAAAGUAACGACCGGCAAAAGCGCGAAAAACGAAAAACAAAAAAACUUUCCCCGCAGGAAGCUCGAACUGCAAGCUGACGUUACAAGCGGUCAAAAUUGGAUUAUGCUUAGGCACAAACGCAACUGCCACGCCAUUCAGACGCCCAGCGACGCCGAGCAUGUGAAGUUAAAGCCGCACUUUCAUCCGCCCCAGUGGCUCCUGCACCGCGUCACCUUCUCUCUGGAGCUGUAUCACAAGAAUAUCAUCAAGAAACUGCCCAGUCUUGGCCAAUUUCACGUUUACCGGCUGACCAAGAACGUCUGCCAGACUUAA